Molecule: messenger RNA, 829 nt
Organism: Phragmites australis (common reed)
Lineage: Eukaryota; Viridiplantae; Streptophyta; Magnoliopsida; Poales; Poaceae
Exons: 1
Coding region: 73-531 (152 amino acids)
Source: RefSeq, a predicted model, not a curated record
CGCGGCCCCUCCUCCCGCUUCCGGCUUCGCUUCCCACGACAGCCUCUCCUCUCCCACCCACGACUCCUCGCCAUGGACGGCGGCGGCUACAGCCCGCGCUUCCAGCGCCAGGCCUCGUGCUCCUGCGCACCCUCCAUCUCCCGCCGGGGCUUCGUCCGCGCCGGCUUCGACCUUGACGGCGAUGAGUACGACGACAACUACAUCUUCCACUCCGCCGGCGCCGCCGGGUACGACAAGGCCGACGGCCCUUACUCCUCCGCCUCCGCGUACGACUCCAAGGCGCGCCCGUCCGCGCGCACGAGGCUGAGGGGUCUGUGGCGGCGCAUCAUGCGGGAGAAGAGGCGGAUCCUGCUCUGCACCACCGGCUGCGUGCCGGCGGCGCUGCCGCCGCAUCGGGAGCCGUACGACGAGUACAGCUACGCGCAGAACUUCGACGAUGGCGAGGCGUGGGUGGAGCCGGAGAACCUCUCGCGCUCCUUCUCCGCGCGCUUCGCCGUCCCCUCCAGGGUGCUGCAGAGGGUCGCCGUGUAAGGCUCCAAGAAACCGCUGGCCGGCCGCCGGCGGAUUCUUUUUUUUUCUUUCUUUUUUUUUCCCUCUUUCCAAUUUUGGAGCCGUAAAUUGUGAAAACACAAGCAUCAAUUCCAUCUGCGUAUGCAUUCAGAUUCUCGUGCCAUCAAUGUCUCCAACCAAUUUUCAUUGAUUUUUGCCAAAAUUUUGUACUUUGCCUGCAAAAACCACCACACAUGACACUUAUGGACCACAAUCACAGAAAACAUGUGAAUAGGUUUCACAACGCCAAGUUUGUUUCCUAAACAUGUGAGCAAUUCGU